UUCAGAGUUGGCGUAGCGACACAUGCGCCUAGCGUCAGGUUACUGACGCAGCGCUUCCUUCGAGACUACAGCUCUCUUGUUAACGCAUCUUUGAUGCUCUGUGGACUUACGAUAUUGGGAUUCCCUGCAACGAUAUAAUCUCGGGCGAACAGAAAGCGAUCAACAUGGAUAAUUCACCGACCGAACAGUCCGCAUGGGAUAUUGUGAGAGACCAUGUGUUCUUCCGCCCUCGUCAGGGCCAAGAUUGGCAGUCGAAGCCAGAGCUCCCUACUGCCCAGGAGAUUUUGGCGCCUCAGAAUCCAGAAGGGAAAAUCGAUCUGCCAGAGAACCCAGUAGACAAGCCAUGGGCAUCAAAGGGCGAGUAUCUGACAACCCAGUACGAGAUUCUGCGUCGAGAGGCGAUUGAGGGCCUGCGCUUCUCCGUGUCCUCCUACAUCGAGCUUCGGGCCGAACGGAAGGAAAUGAUGGACGACGACCACACCUGUGUAUACACCAAGGUGCGAGUAAGACAAUAUCUUUUCUCUACAAUAGGACCCAUAGCGAGGGUGUCAUUUUCCACCGAGCGAUCCAGAUACAACAUCCAGUGGCAGCAAUCAAAACGACUCCAACCUGGCAAGAUCGUUGCUCUUUCUACCAGGGACGAUGGCUUUCAAAGCAUCUGCAAGAUUGCGUCGAUUGCCCAACGUCCCUACCGCAAUGGCCUCGAUCAAGACCCCCCGCUCGUCGACCUGCUGUGGGCGAAUCCCGAAGAUGCAGUCCUCGACCCUGAUCUAGAAAUGAUCAUGAUAGAGUCGUGGCACGGGUAUUAUGAAGCGGCACGGCAUGCGUUGGUCGGGUUGCAACACGCAGCUAGGACCAACUCCCCCCUCGACAAGUACUUAACCGGAGCUCAAACAAGAGACAAGGCGCCGGAAUUCAUUGAGACGGACCCGCGCAUGAAUUUCUCUGCGCUUGCCCACAAUGCCACCAAAGAAGACUCGCCGACGAAAGACUCACUGAGGAUGCAUGAUAUUAUCCACGGGGGCGUUCCAGACCUUCGUGGCCUCACCCUCCUAGAUGACUCGCAACUCCUCGCCGUACAUCGAAUCGUGUCGAACGAGCUAGCUAUAGUGCAAGGCCCACCCGGAACUGGCAAGACGUUCACAUCGGUAGAAGCGAUUAAGGUCAUGGUUGAGAAUCGACGCCGGCAUCGGGGUCCUCCUAUCAUCGUAGCGGCCCAAACAAACCACGCACUGGACCAGCUUCUUAUGCACUGCAUUGACUUUGGGGCAAACGUCCUUCGCAUGGGAGGGAGAACCCAAAAUGAGGUGAUCCAGAAGCGAACCUUGUAUCACCUCCGACUCGCAUUCGGUAGCAUUCCUGCAGAUCGGAAGUGCAGCGCUCUGGACCGACAGCGUCACAAAAACAUAGAUGACAUAUGGGAUCUCGUCCACAGCCUCUUUGGCGAUAGGCUGCUUGAUCCGGCGGCCCUUCUGAGAUUUGGCAUCAUUUCCGAAGCCCAGUUCAACUCGCUCUGCGAUGAAACCAUGGAGACCCAGAAGACUCUGGAGAGCAACGGCCCAUUUGCACUCUGGCUAGGCGACAGUUUGAUUCCUGCCAAGAUCCUCCGAGACCAGCACCAAUCCCAGUGUGAGCUAAGUGAAGCACAAGCCCGCAAGGACCUCGAAGAGUUCGAAUACGACGGCGAAGAAGUGGAGAACAUCGCGGACGAGGAGGAAGAUGAGAAUCGAUUCCGAGGUCGAAUCAUCGAGUUGAAACACGUUUGGUCCGGUAAGGUCCCAGCUAAUCUGUCAUCAUGGAAUCGUGCGGUAGCGCGUGCUCUUGCCAAAGACGAUCUUUAUGAAGUCGGCCCGGAACUUCGCGGCGCGGUGUACCAGCACCUCCAAGCCAGGCUCUUGGAGGCAAUGACCCCGAGGUUUGCCGCCUUGCUCGCCCAGAACAUCGAGCUAUGCAAGCAGCGAAAGGCGUUCAAGUUUCUGGGGAAUACCGAGCUGGCGGAAACUCAACGUAUCGACAUCGUGGGCUGCACAACUACCGGCUUGACAAAGUACCGUGGAUGCCUGGCGGCGAUGAAACCCCUGUCUCUCCUAAUCGAAGAGGCGGCCGAGACUCGCGAAGCAAACAUAGCAUCCGCGCUAUACCCGUCCGUCCAACAGCUCAUCUUGGUGGGAGACCACAAGCAACUGGCUCCCAAGUGCGAUAUCCACUGGCUGGGGGAUGCCCCUUACAAUCUCAACGUUUCGAUGUUCCAGAGAAUGGUCAACCUUGGCAUGCCGUUUGUGAUGCUCAAUCAACAGCGCAGGAUGAAACCAGAGCUCAGGUUCAUCCUUCAACCCUUUUACCCAGACCUGGUCGACCACGCUAGCGUAGAAUCGCUCGCCGAACGUCCUGACGUCCCUGGAAUGGGUGGUCGUAACUGUUGGCUCUUCGACCAUACCUGGCCCGAGGAUACGAAUUCGGAUUUUAGCAAAUUCAACGAGCAAGAGGCCGACAUGAUAACGAAUUUCUUUGCCUAUCUCGUCAGCAACGGUACCCGGCCGGAGAAGAUCACUGUCCUUACGUUUUACAAGGGCCAGCGCAAGGUCCUGUUGACAAAGUUGAAGCGACAUCCUUCACUCAUCCAAUCGACUUUCAAUGUCUGCACGGUGGAUUCCUACCAGGGCGAGGAGAACGAUGUUGUCAUCCUGUCUCUUGUUCGGAGCCCCCAAGUCGACAGGUCGUAUGCAGUUGGCUUUUUGGAAGAUGAACGUCGUGCAGUCGUCGCCAUCAGCCGUGCUCGUCGGGGAUUCUAUGUAUUCGGCAAUGUUGAAAACGUGCUCCGUGCGCACGACGCUUCAUUCAAUCUGUGGUCGAAAAUAUGUAGUGGCUUCGCUGAGCAGGAGCGAAUGUAUCGGGCUGGUGGUCUUCCGGUCGUUUGUCAACCACACGGGCGACAGAUUUGGAUCAAGGAAGUUGAUGACUGGGGUGAUAAUGCCGGCGGCUGCGAUUUGCAGUGCCAGGAAUCCCGUCCAUGUGGCCAUCAAUGCACUCUCAAGUGUCACCCGUAAGUAAACAAACCAGGCAAGUUUGCCGGAAGAUCUGCUAACGUUUGGUGAAGAAUACCUCAUGAGCAACUUUCGUGCAGCCAACCA
Canariomyces notabilis is the source of this 3131-nucleotide messenger RNA. RefSeq lists its product as uncharacterized. Gene Ontology annotation, molecular function: helicase activity. Gene Ontology annotation, biological process: regulatory ncRNA-mediated heterochromatin formation. The transcript is spliced from 5 exons. Gene Ontology annotation, cellular component: nuclear RNA-directed RNA polymerase complex. Lineage: Eukaryota; Fungi; Ascomycota; Sordariomycetes; Sordariales; Chaetomiaceae. The record is from RefSeq and is a predicted model, not a curated record. The coding region runs from base 165 to 3047 and encodes 960 amino acids.